Molecule: messenger RNA, 1695 nt
Organism: Psilocybe cubensis
Lineage: Eukaryota; Fungi; Basidiomycota; Agaricomycetes; Agaricales; Agrocybaceae
Exons: 8
Coding region: 1-1695 (564 amino acids)
Biological process (GO): peptidyl-lysine monomethylation
Cellular component (GO): nucleus
Molecular function (GO): protein-lysine N-methyltransferase activity; protein binding
Source: RefSeq, a predicted model, not a curated record
AUGCCUUCACCCGAGAUGCAAGCGUUCUUCUCGUGGUUCCAGUCGAAUGACGGGUAUAUCGACACGGCUGCGAUGGACGUUAUGGACUUCCCAGCGUCAGAAGGCGGACGCGGCGCGAUCGCGCUCGUCGACAUCCCCGAAAACCACACCGUGUUCUCGAUCCCGCGUAAGCUGCUGCUCACACCGCGCACGAGCGCACUGCCUGCCAAGAUGGGCGAGCGCGCGUGGAAGAAGACGUUCGAGCUGCAUCGCGGCUGGGCAGGCCUCAUCCUAUGCAUGAUGUGGGAGGCGGCACAAGGCGCACAGUCGAAAUGGUGUUCUUACUUUGAGAUGAUGCCUACGACGUUUGAUACGCCUAUGUUCUGGAGUGAAGACGAGCUGGCGGAGCUUAAGGGAACAUCGGUGGUAGACAAAUUAGGAAAAGACGACGCCGAAAAAACCUACGCUGAAAAAGUGCUCCCCGCGAUCCAGAGCCGUCCGGAUCUGUUUGCGCAAGAGGACAUUCCGACGCUGUACUCGCUCGACGUGUUUCAUAUGAUGGGCACGCGUAUCCAGUCGCGCAGCUUCACGGUUGAGAAGGAUGAGAGCGAGCUUGCUGAUGCGGGACAGGACCAGGAUGUGGGUAACGCGAGCAUGGGCAGUGCGAUGGACGUUGAUGAGCCGGAAGCGACUGGCCACGAGCAUGAAGAUGGUGCCGUGGAUGAACACAACGAGGACGAUGACGAGGGAGAGGAUGAAGAUGGAGAUGAAGCUGACGAAGAUGAUAAUACUGAAAUUGCCAUGGUCCCGCUUGCUGAUAUCCUCAACGCGCGAUAUAAGUCUGAAAAUGUCCGCCUGUUCUACGAACCUGAGUGCUUGAAGAUGGUUUCGACGCGAGUGAUAAAAGCCGGAGAACAAAUCUGGAACACGUACGGCGACCCACCAAACGCGGAGCUCCUGCGAGCUUAUGGACACGUCGACUGGCUUCCCCUGCCUUUCACAUCUAAAAGCGAAAGCGGAAAUGCGCAAGAGCAGGAGUACGGCAACCCCGGGGACGUGCUCGAGAUCCGCGCGGACCUCGUCGUGCAGUGUGUGCUGGACGAGCUGAACGCCAACGCCAAUGUGGGCGGAGGGAACAGUCCAAUGACGAUGGACGACAUGGAGCCGCGGAUCGACUGGUGGAUGGAGGACGUAGGCGAAGAUGUAUUCGUGCUGGAACAUCCCCUAGCGGACACCGACGCCUCUCAGAGCAGCACGGCCGAUCCAAAACAGCGCCUCGUACAAACACUCACCCCCUCCCUCCUCGCAUUCAUCCGCCUGCUCAGCCUACCCGCCGCCGACUUUGCGCGCGCGCAGCAAAAGGACAAAAUGCCCAAGCCAGGCGCGGACGCGCGGGCGCUGCGCGUCGCGCGCGCCGUGCUCGUGCGCAGAGCUGGGAUGUAUGUGGGUGGCGGGGUGCUGGAGGAUAAGGCGGCGCUUGGUGCGUUGGAUGCUGUGCCGGUGUCGGUGGGGGAUGUGGGGAAGAGGAGGAGGAGACAUGCGAUUAUGGUGCGGUUGGGCGAGAAGCGCGUGUUGGAGGCGCUUUUGGGUGUUGUGGAUGAGGCGGCUGGGUGGGUUGAGAAAGAGGAGGGCGCCGGGGCCAAGGACGAGAAGAAGAAUAAGCGCAAGGCGGCAAAGGACGAGGACGCAGAAGGCGGGCGGAAGAAGAGGCGGUAA